Molecule: messenger RNA, 3501 nt
Organism: Podarcis muralis (Common wall lizard)
Lineage: Eukaryota; Metazoa; Chordata; Lepidosauria; Squamata; Lacertidae
Gene: NAA50
Product: N-alpha-acetyltransferase 50, NatE catalytic subunit
Biological process (GO): mitotic sister chromatid cohesion
Cellular component (GO): NatA complex
Molecular function (GO): acyltransferase activity, transferring groups other than amino-acyl groups
Source: RefSeq, a predicted model, not a curated record
CUAAACAGGGGGCGGGGCGAAGAGACUCUCGCCGGAGCGCGUGCGAAGCGUUGCGCCGGGAAAGCGUGCUGCCGUCGUCGUCGUCACGUCGGCGUGGGGUGAAAGGUCGAGCUGAGGCGGGGGCGGCGUUGUGCGCAGGCGCGCGCGGGAGCUCGGAGCGGCCUGAGGCCCAUGUGGAGCAGCGGCGGCGGCCAGAGCAGGAGCAGCAGCUGAACCGCCGCUGCUGGACCCCGCGGCCCCCGGCAGCAGCAGCUAUGAAGGGUAGCCGGAUCGAGCUGGGUGAUGUGACGCCACACAACAUUAAGCAGCUGAAGCGGUUAAACCAAGUCAUUUUCCCCGUCAGCUACAAUGACAAGUUCUACAAGGAUGUGUUGGAGGUUGGCGAGCUCGCCAAACUGGCCUAUUUCAAUGAUAUUGCAGUGGGUGCAGUGUGCUGUAGAGUAGAUCAUUCUCAGAAUCAGAAAAGACUGUACAUCAUGACGCUUGGAUGUCUGGCCCCUUACCGAAGGUUGGGGAUAGGAACUAAAAUGUUGAAUCAUGUGUUAAACAUCUGUGAAAAAGAUGGCACUUUCGACAAUAUCUAUCUACAUGUCCAGAUUAGCAAUGAAUCUGCUAUUGACUUCUACAGAAAGUUUGGAUUUGAGAUCAUUGAGACGAAGAAGAACUACUACAAGAGGAUAGAGCCAGCGGAUGCUCACGUGCUGCAAAAAAACCUCAAAGUCCCUUGUCUCGGCCAGAACACAGAUGUGCAAAAGUCUGACAACUGAACAAAACCCAAGGAACGCUUUCUUGCACUUUCUUGUCACCAAAUAGGGAAAGAGAGGUCUGGUCCCCCCCCCCUCCCCACUCCUAAUGUGUGUUGUAUCCUCUCCAACAAAUUAAUAACUUCCCAAGGACUGUCAAAUUGUGUGUUUGGGUUCUAUAGCUCUACUUCUUUGCAAUUUUGGGAUGGAAGUAGUAUGCGGUUCUAGCUGGGGUGGGGCCUUCCUUCGGUCUUCCAAAGGUCAGCUUUUCCUCGGUAUGUGUGUGAGCCUCCUUCAUUCCCAUUGAAGGGCAGAGUUUAAGCAAUACCUUGCAUCCAGGCUCCUAAUACCAUCCCACUUUUUUAUUUUUUUGUAAUGGAGUCUAUCGGUCUCUAGUUUUGAACUUGGUUUGGCGGUUUUGGCCUUGUUUACUAUUUGAACAUGCAUCAGUUUGGAAGCUAAUUCAGAGCAUUUGAGCUGCCAUUUCUUCAUUGUGUUUUGAGACAAAGUGGCCGGCGAGAAGAUUCGGCUUUCUGAGCAGUCGUCAAGUGACCAGCUGAUGCUGUGUUUUCUUGGCUGAUGUAGGUGAGGAUUCAGAGUGGACUGUCCCAUCUUCCACUCUUCUCUCAUUCGUUAUAGGUAUUGCACUAACAAUAGAACGACCCUUGGCUCUGGCAACGGUGGAGGAGCCAAACAUUAAAGAUUGCUAAAGAAGAUCAGUCUGUGACUCUUACUUUUAAAGAACGAACGAACGAAAGAAAGAAAGAAAGAGAAGGAAGGAAGGAAGCUUUGCCUUUGAAUGGCUCUGCUGGUUUGAACUCUGUUUGCUUGCUGAGAUUUUAUGCUCCCUAAGAUAGAAGGUGAUUGAAACUGCUUCUCCCACCCCCACCCCCAUUACGCUUCUGAAGAUUUGGCACUCGUCUUAGAAGAAUAUUAAAAGGGGAUGCAAUGGAACACCAGAUGGAAGUGGCUUAUUGGGGAGCAUUGUGAGGAUUCAGAAAAUGACUGGUUUUCUCCUGAUAUUGUAAUGUAAGAACUGUAGCCUACUUUACCAAGCUCUCGCUUUGUAUUUUGUUACGCUUUUGUUUGCAAUUUCAUUUUGAGCUUCUAGCAAUUCAGUACAGCAAUGGCAGCUCAACAUUACAUCUCUCCUCUCCAUCUGGGGAAACGUACCAGGGAGGGGAGGGAACCUGCCCUAUCACCUAAAUCAAUAUUAAACUGCAUUUCUUUCCUGAUUUUGAACUUUCAACUGUAUCUUGCGCUUUUCUGCUUUGAAAAAUCUUUAUUGAGGGUGGGUGGGUGGGGGUUACAAUGUAACCUUGCUAGCAGAUGUUGUAAUUUCACUGUGAUGCUGAAUUGAGAAACAAGGGGACAUGAAGACCAGGAAAGUUCAGGCAAUUUGCAAUAUUGCGCAACCUUUAAUUGCAGAGAAGUCAGGAAACACUAUUCCUUAUCAGGCUAGCAGAAUAUCCUGACACCUAUUUGGUCCAUUAGACAUUUUGCCCAACUGCAUGCUUAUUCUUUCGAUCAGAAAAAAACAGCAAGUUCACCCUUUCCGAAUCCUUGUACAGGAGAUGUUCUUGUACUGCUUCUCUGGCCAUAGUUUGCUAUGUUUUAUAUUGUAUUUCCUGAGGAUUUGUUUUCCUUCUGCAAAGAUGUUGAAGCACAUCUAAAUCUCAAGUGCCAACACUGUUUUCCCUGAUCAGUUGUAGAUAAGGCAAAGAAGUUCAAAGGGGAAGGUACUGCAUUAAAGAAUGUAUAUACAGCCCAAGUCAACAUCUGCUCAUAACUAUCUUCUGGUGCUAAGGAAAGUGUGUCCCCCCCUUUUUUUUUUGGAACCGAAUGGUAGAUACGUGGAAUUGGGGGUUGGGAAGUCAAUGGCUUCUCUUGAUCUACAAAUCACUUAAAGGUAGUUUUCCGCUUAGACUUUAAAAACAAAACAAAACCCAUUUAUAUAUUUUUUAAUCAACUGUCAUUCUGUGAAUGUAUUUCUCAACGUUUCUUGGGGUUUCCAUUGUGCAGUCAACCUUCCUUAGUAACUAUGUUCUACAGGAGGUAGGAGGAAAAGAAAUUGGAAAUCAAAGCUCCACUUUUCAUGACUAUCAGUCCUGCCAGUGAUUCCUUGCUUAAAAAGAACACAGGUUUUAAUCCCUAGCCCCUGGAGCUGCAUCCCCUCUGCUUGAGUGUGGCAAAGAGCAGCAGUUCGGAUGGUUCCUUUCUUUGAGUGCUGCAAAAGUUUGCCAAUUUGGAGGAAAUGUCUUGUCUUUUGAAAUAGUCAAGCAGGGGGUUGUCUAAAAUGGGUGUUUUUUAAUGCUUCAUGUGACUCUACUUUCCAUUCUCUUGCAAAUCAGCUCAUGUACAACUGCAGUAAUUAGUUGGGAGGUUCAGUUAAAUUGCCACCAUCAGUGCUUCUCUUGUAGAAGUUUACAAGGAGAAUGCGCAUAGCAUACUUUACAUAUCCUAUAGCAGGGUAAAUGUAAAGGGGCUCGGCACAGUGCUUUUCUCAUCAUAUAACUAUGAAACUGCUGGACUUCAUAAAUAUUUUCUUUUUCAGUAUUAGGCAACUGAUAUAUGCAACAAGAAUGGGAAAAAAGCACCCAGGACAGACACCCUUUACUUGGCAUGGGAGGGGGAAUAUUUUUGUAUACAUAAAAGUGGCUGGGAUUACUUGAUUCAGUUAAUGAUUGAAUAUGUCCAUUAAAGAUGACAUACUGUUACAGCUGAAAUAAAUUCUAGUUCUGUUUUCAUUAACAUUUAA